CACUUUGAAGCAGAAGGCUGGCCUGAGAAAUCAUGUUGUCUUACUCAUCCUACAUCCUCAUAGGACUGGCUGCUUUGUCAGUGACUUGCCAUGCAGCGAGUAACUAUCCAGGGAUUUUUGGGGUGCCUGGUAUCCCUGGAGGAGAUGGUCCGAGAGGACCGCCUGAUUUUCUGGCUGCCCAACUCUACAAUGCUGUAGCAAAUUUGCAACAUCAGCUUCUCCAAGUUGAGGCUGUGCUCGCUUUGAACGGGAAAAUAAGAAAAGUAGGAGACAAAAUAUUUGCCAGCAAUGGGAAGAAAGCUGACUUUGCAUCUGCACUACGAACCUGUGAAGAGUUUGGAGGAACUCUUGCAACUCCCAAGAAUGUGGAGGAGAAUAAAGCAAUUAUGGACAUUGUGAAGCAGUAUAACCAAUAUGCUUUCUUGGGCAUUAGAGAGGGGGAGAUUCCAGGCCAGUUUAAGUAUAUAAAUAGCAUGCCUCUGACUUACAGCAACUGGCGCCAGCACCAGCCUGAUGGCAAAGGGAGAGAGAAAUGUGUGGAGAUGUUCACUGAUGGCACCUGGAAUGACAGAAAGUGCAACGUGUAUCGUCUCACAAUCUGCGAAUUUUAAAGAAUGCCUUUCAGCCACCUCAGAGCAUGGAGAUAGUGAAGUAGCUGUGUUUCAGGCUGAUUAAAUUCCUGCAGUUUCUCUGUAUCCUAAAAUAUAAAAUGAAUCAUAUUGUGAUAUUUUUUAGCUUUAGGAAAAUGCCAAAUGUACGAGGUGAUUAACAUGAUUAAAAUGUGACUGAACUGA
Messenger RNA from Ficedula albicollis (Collared flycatcher), 794 nucleotides. Its product is annotated as pulmonary surfactant-associated protein A-like. Lineage: Eukaryota; Metazoa; Chordata; Aves; Passeriformes; Muscicapidae. The coding region runs from base 33 to 611 and encodes 192 amino acids. The record is from RefSeq and is a predicted model, not a curated record. The transcript has 4 exons.